CCGUGGGCCUCAUCCUCAUUUACUGUUGGGCCCUGGAUGUGAGAUUCUCUGAUGGGCCCUGGGGGGGGGCCACUCCGACGCUUGAGCUCCCCAUACAUCACUCACAUUUACACAUUUAUGUCCCAGGUAUCAGUCCCUCCAUUGAGUUAUCAAGAGAAACCUGGGGGUGAAUCAGUGAAACCUGUGCAAUAUCCUUAUACUAUGGGGAGGGGGGUCAGCGCUCGUCCUCUUUAAUUCCAGGUUUUUAGAGACCCAGCAACUGUGACUUUAUCAUUGACUCAAGUGCUCGGUCUCCGUAGCCAUUAAUCUCUCGUUAACGUCUUCCUUUCCCUUCGUUUCCUCCGCACUCCCCUCCAUCUGUCUCCCCUCCCUGCGAAACACUCUGUGCAACUCCAGCAGCCUCUUUGUCACUCACUCUCCAUCUGUCUCUUCCCUCCCAUCUGUAGUUCAUUUAUCUCCCACGUUACACUCCAUCCUCCGUGUCGUCUUGUUGCCCCCCACUCCCCGAGUCCCCCCGCUUCCGUCUCUCCCCUCCCCCCCAUGGAGAAUCUCAGGUGCUCAUGCUGAGCCGCUUCUCAGUACAGGAGAAAUUAGGAGAUUUCACGCUCAUUUAGCCAAGACAUUAAAUGCAAAUCAUUUUACUUGUCAGAAGAAUGGGGGGGGGGUCGUUCCAAUGGCUGAACAGGAGUUUUAAUGAGAAGCCCAUUUAUUCACUUGUUUGUAUUGGAUGUUCCUCUCCAAGUGAAUCCGACCAAACCAUCACGCUCUAUUUACUGCGCACGUUCUAUAACCUUGGGCCCAUUUACAAAACACUUGGUAUAGCCCAGGUUGGCUCGGCCCAUUCAUUUCUAGCAGCCGUGGAAGAGACGUGCUCAUUACAGAACGAGGGGGCCAAGAGCCAACGUCGGCCGAGAUGGGCUCAGGGGGACCGGGUCGGCCUCGGCUCUCGUCAUUUAAUUGAGCGCAUGAUGCGAAUACGGAAUGCAAAUCAAAGGCAUCAAGGGCCCCUUCUCAUGUUUGUGCCCAUGAAAAACAACCACCGCUGAUUUAACUUGACAUUGAGUUGACACGCGGUGGAGGAUUGAGCCAAUGGGCGAAUCUCAAGAGGGGUCACUACGGAGUGGAAAAAGAGUUCCUGGGGGAAAACCUGGAACAGACUAACCACCCCCAUCCCAACUUUCAAUGGCGUCUACCAGCAGCGAUAAAGUGGGUUCCUCGUCCCCUCCAAGCAUUUUCGGGAACAGGAGAGAAUGAAAGCAACGAGACACCACUACUGAAAUCCAAGAGCCCCAAUCCCACGUGAAGAAUAUUCCCGAAGGAACCGAACCUGCCGGAGUUGCAUGAUUUAUGUAUUGACUUUUCAUCCCACAUCCUCUACCCCAGCCGAAAUUUCAGGUCUUAAACAAGGGACUCGAGUCUUUGAGAAUGAACUCGCUGAUUGGGAGACAGAAUUUCUCAGUUGUUCACCUUAAAAUGAACUUUUAGUAUGAUGUCGAGAGUGAUAUUUGUAAUUGGUUUUCAUUGUUUAUUAUUUGUGUUUUGAGUUAUUUUGCUUUUUCUUCACUAGCUCUCCAGUUUCCUUUGUCUGGACUACAAUUUACUAAUGAGAUCAUGAUGACAAGCAGCUGAUAAGGGGCGGCGCGGUUGUUAUUGUGGAUAGGCAGAAAUAUAUGGAGGAAGCAAAUAGGAACGUUACGAGAGAAUAACACACGACCCUGUGUUUCACAUUAAAAAAAGAAAACGAGGCAGGGGAGCACUGGGGACCGAUUUCCCAUACCGCAGUGUUUCUGAGCCAAUGUGGAUAUGGUCAGGUAGCACGUUGCCCCCUUAAAAUCCUGCCAGCCCCCUAAAAUCCUGCAUCUCUCUUCCCUAAAAUCCUGCAUCUCUCCUCCCUAAAAUCCAGCCACCCCCCUAAAAUCCUGCAUCUCCCUUCCCUAAAAUCCAGCCUCUCCCCUCCCUAAAAUCCAGCCACCCCCCUAAAAUCCUGCAUCUCCCUUCCCUAAAAU
This is a messenger RNA of Xenopus laevis (African clawed frog), 2006 nucleotides long. RefSeq lists its product as uncharacterized. The record is from RefSeq and is a predicted model, not a curated record. The transcript has 3 exons. The coding region runs from base 627 to 1046 and encodes 139 amino acids. NCBI's taxonomy places the organism in Eukaryota, Metazoa, Chordata, Amphibia, Anura, Pipidae.